Molecule: messenger RNA, 1686 nt
Organism: Solanum lycopersicum (tomato)
Lineage: Eukaryota; Viridiplantae; Streptophyta; Magnoliopsida; Solanales; Solanaceae
Gene: ERF-J2
Product: ethylene response factor J.2
Biological process (GO): regulation of DNA-templated transcription; ethylene-activated signaling pathway
Molecular function (GO): DNA-binding transcription factor activity; DNA binding
Source: RefSeq, a predicted model, not a curated record
UUAUUUUUUCAGAUUUUAAACUCUCUUAUUGAAAAUUCUAGCUUCGAUUCUGAUCCAAUUCAGAGUAGUAGUUACCCCGAAUGAAGGAAGCUUCUAUUUAUAGAAAGUCCUAAGUUCUUUCCAGAACCUACGAAGAUAUUUUCCUUUUUAAGUAACUUUAGAACCUACGAAUGUAUCACAUGGGCCAAUUUUUCGCUAAAUAGCCACGUGGAGUAAUCAGUGUUGUUCAUUACGUGGCCUACAUUUGAGUUAACUUGGUGUGCAGCAAGUAUUCCAAGCUCACUCUACCGAAGCCACAUAUACCCAAACGAAAUCUAUAAAUAAGCACACAAUUCUAUAUAUCAUACAACAGACAAAAUUCAGCUAAGAAAAAAAAAAUGAAUAGAUUCCGUCAAGAUUCUCUACUUGAAGAAAAUAACAGUUAUCCCCUCGCACACAAGCUGACUGAAAACCAAGAACUUUACUACAUGGUGUCAGCUCUACGACAUGUUGUCUCCGGCGCCGGCGCCGGCGACGUCCGAGCGAACGGAGAAGCUGCUCAGCUUUUGUUGGAAGUACAAAAUGCUAGCGGUGGUAGUUCAUCCACGUCAGCUAAUUCGAUGCCACGUAGGAGCAGCAUUAAUGUGGAGUUGGGGAAGGGGAAGAAGAGGAGAAGGAGGAAUAUGAAAAAGGAAUUUAGGGGAGUGAGACAAAGACCAUGGGGAAAAUGGGCCGCGGAGAUCCGUGACCCGCAUAAAGCCCAACGACUUUGGCUUGGUACUUUUGCUACUGCUGAAGAUGCUGCUAGAGCUUACGACAAAAAAGCUAUAGAAUUUAGAGGUGAAAAGGCUAAAACCAAUUUUCCUAUUUCAGAAUAUACUGCUAGGGCGGUCAAUGAUGAGAUUAACAAGUUGGCUAGUGUAGUAAUGGAAGAAGAGAGAGAAUUAUUAGUACAAGUCCUUAAUGGUGGUGACGUGGCUGUUAAUGGUGAAAAUGGUAGUAGUAUACAGAAUGGUGAUGAAGACGACUUUUGGGAGACGUUAGAAGAUGAUGGACUUGUCAAAUGGAUAUGUUCGGCUUAGGUUUUUCUGUAUGAUGAAAAAUAUCUCAUCUCUUUGGGUUUGUUUUUUUCGAGUUCGGAAUCUAAAAGUUAUAAAAUAUUAACAAAAAUUUUAAAACGGUUUAUAAAUUUUUAUUUUAAUCAAAAGGGCAAAAUUGCUACCAGAGCAGCGAUGUUGCUCGCCGGAAAAAAUAAAAUUGCUGCAAUAGCAGCGAUUUUUAAAAUAAUUUUUUUAAAUGAUUUUUAAAAAUAAGUAGUAAAUAAAAAUUGCUGCUUAGGCAAUUUAUUAAAAAAUUAUUUAAAAAAAUUAUUUUGCAAAUUGUUGUUAUUGCAGUGAUUUUGCUUUUUUGGGUGCUUUUUCGGGCAAAUAACAUUGCUGCUCUUGUAGCAAUUUUACCCUUUUGAUUAAAAUAAAAAUUUAUAUACCGUUUUAAAACUUUUAUUAACAUUUUAUAUUUUUAGGUUCCAAACUAUUGGUUUUUCGUUUGCUUCGACUUCAUUUGCGUGGCUACUAAGGAGUGGUAGGCAAUAUCUUGUAGACUCUAGUAUUUAGUAAUGUAUUGCACUGUUAAAAGAGGGUGCAAUCAUUUAUUAUAUUUUUUAAAAAAAGAAAUACUAAUAGUCUUAAAUACAUAAAAAAGAACUUU